AUAGAAUUUUGUAAACAAUAAUAAAAGUUAAUGUUGAGAAAUAAUUUCAAUAUGAAGAUAAAAUUAAUUCUCUACAGUAUAUUACUGAUUGUUACUGUAACAAGUGCAAAUAAUUCUAAUGAAAAUAAAAAGAAAUCAUGGCGUGAUAAAGAUAUAAGAGAUAUGAAUGAUGCAGAUAUGGAACAUUUAUUGGACCAAUGGGAGGAAAAUGAAGAACCUUUGCCACCUGAUGAACUUCCCGAAUAUCUUAGACCAAGUCCAAAAAUAGAUUUAUCAAAGAUAGAUGUUUCUAAUCCUGAUAAUGUUAUCAAAAUGACAAAAAAGGGUAAAGGUGUUAUGAUGUUUGUGGAUGUAAGGGAAGAUCUUUCAGAAGAAGAAGCUGGUAUUAUAAUGCGUAUUUGGCAGACUAGUUUACAAAACAAUCAUAUCAUAGCGGAAAGAUAUUCGAUUGAACCUAAACGAUCAGUCUUUUUAUUCCGCGAAGGAUCUCAAGCUGUCGAUGCUAAAAAUUAUUUACUAGAACAACCAGAGUUAUCUCAUGUUACCCUUGAAGGACAAACGUAUUAUAGAGAUAAGAGUAAAAAUCAAGGAAACAAAAAAACAAAUCAUAAAGUAAAAAAGUCAGAACUAUAAAAUAUUAACAAAAUCAUUUCAAAUGAAUCUAGUAAAAGAUUAUGUCUCAUUGACGUAUCCUAUAAAAUGUCAUAUGAAAAAUGAAUAAAUAGUAUAUAUCAAUGACUAAGGAUAAGCUUAUUGUAAUAAGAUGAGAAUCUAAAGAUGAUUGUCCUUGUGCAAUGCGUACACUUGUAUUACAAUGUUUCGUUCAGUUGGGAAUGUCAUAGUGGAAAGGAAAAUACUUUAAGAAAUCAACAAUUUAUGGAAUGUAAAAUCAAUCAUUUUAUUAGAUCAUAUUCAACAUAAUAUGGAAACCAUGAAAAUAAAUAUAUUGGAAGAAAGUGGAAGAACAUA
Polistes dominula (European paper wasp) is the source of this 969-nucleotide messenger RNA. It is a transcript of the gene boca, whose product is annotated as LDLR chaperone boca. NCBI's taxonomy places the organism in Eukaryota, Metazoa, Arthropoda, Insecta, Hymenoptera, Vespidae. The record is from RefSeq and is a predicted model, not a curated record. Gene Ontology annotation, biological process: protein folding.